AUGGAAGGAGAAGAUGAUUCACCUUCGCCGCUUACCCUACCCCCAAGAAUAUUCGCGGUUGGGAGUGAACCGGUUGGAGUUAGAGUCACUCCUUAUCACAAACCACAUGCAAUUCGGCAAAUUCUGAACGCUCUAAACCCCGAUGAAGUGGAUACUAUCAGAAGCUCACCCUUCGGAAAGCUCGUUGAAAUCGCGGACAAACCAUCUUUUUCUGGUCGAUUUGGUCGUUUCAUCAUCUCCCGGCAGCUUAAAGUCGACAAGAAACACGAAGCUUGGUUCAUUUUCUCCGGCAAACCUGUAAGAUUCUCACUCCGAGAAUUUGCCUACGUCACCGGGCUGAAUUGCGGCAAGCUUCCCAAACACCAAAAAAAAAAUUCAGAGAAAUUUCUUUCGGAAAAACCUUACUGGGGUGAGUUGUUCGGCACCAUGAAAGACGUCCCAGUGACCUCAGUGCUGAAAAUGCUCAAAAAAGGACGGUCACGGACAGAGACAUUCACAUCAAAUAUGCUCUACUGGCUCUUCUAUCUGCUGCUGUCUUUUGAUAUGCUCAUGACUAGUAUCAAAGAGAGGAAUGAGGUCUCUCUCUCCCAAAACACCAUUGCCUUGAAAGGAUUUGUGCUUUCACUGCAACUUGUAAUGGUUGAAGCCAUACCCGCUCUAACAGAGGUCGAUAACGACGGCUCUUCUUCUGGCUCUGAAGGCGACGGUGGUGAGGAUGAUGACAUAGCAGAUGAAGACAAAAACGUCCAAGUUCGGUUCGUUAUAGUGGAAGAGAAAGAACACUUUCAUGAUUCCCCUGAAUACUCAUGGUCAGACGAUGAAGAUGUUUCCGUCGUGGACAAUUUGUUGACUCUUGUUGACCAGAAGUAUCCUUUCAAGAAUUCUAGUUUCGUUGGAGGAGCCACAACACUCGACGUCAUUAAGAUGCGUGAGGAGGCAAAAUCAGAGGCCACUAACCGUAAGAAGGUGAAGCCGAAGCAGACAAAACACACAGCAACAUCAGAGGUCAUAGAUUUCGAAUCUGUAGCUGCUGUUGUGAAAGAAAAAAUGUCAGGCGAUUUCUCGAGGAUCGAGAGGCAAAUUACCACGCUUAGAGAGACAUUUAUCAUUUUCCAAAAAAACGUCCUAGACCAGUUUCAACUUUUGCUUCGCAAACUAGAGGAUUCUAAUAAGAGAUCUGAAGCGCCAUCAUCUCCGCAGCCUGGCACUUGUUCCAAUGGCAAUGCAGAUGUUCAGCACGCCGAGAUAAGCCGCCAACCUUGCCAUCCCGUGGGCACUAGCACUCCCUCCUUCGAAAAUGAUAUAAUAUCGGAGGCUAUAAGAUUCGCUGACCAGUCAACCAAUGUCUCAGUAGGUGUACCGAACGUGGGGGUACCUUCAGAAGCAGAGACUCCAUCUGCAGUUGACGAGGCGACCAUAUUCCCAAACCAAACAACAGAAGACAAGGUUGAUUCGCAGGUUUUGAAUGGAGAACCUGUCAAUCAGAAGAUGGUUCACACCGAGCCGGAGAUAUCACUUAUCAUGGACGCCGUCUUUGUAACUGAUGACAUUGCAGACCAUCUUCCACCAUCAAAGAACGCCACUACAGCUGCUGAUAAUGUUAGUUUCGAAACCUCGCCACUUUUUAACAUGAUAGGCUGUUUUCAAUAUGUGUUGUUUUUUUUUCUGCGAUGUAGGCACUAA
Molecule: messenger RNA, 1683 nt
Organism: Raphanus sativus (radish)
Lineage: Eukaryota; Viridiplantae; Streptophyta; Magnoliopsida; Brassicales; Brassicaceae
Exons: 5
Coding region: 1-1683 (560 amino acids)
Source: RefSeq, a predicted model, not a curated record